This is a messenger RNA of Colletes gigas, 1779 nucleotides long. Its product is annotated as methanethiol oxidase. Bases 144 to 1571 code for a protein of 475 amino acids. The transcript is spliced from 8 exons. Lineage: Eukaryota; Metazoa; Arthropoda; Insecta; Hymenoptera; Colletidae. Gene Ontology annotation, molecular function: selenium binding. The record is from RefSeq and is a predicted model, not a curated record.
UAUUUACGUCACAGACCUCGUCUGUGCUUACGUGUUCGCUUUUAUUACUACGUCCUUCCUAUUUCAAUCGCAGUAGUCUCUUAUUGCGCAUUCCAUUCAACCGCCUUUUGAUCGACCAAGUUUGCCUACCGAAUGAAACGAGAAUGCCGGAAAAGAAAGGUUGUUCGAGUUGCGGCCCCGGCUAUAAAUCGCCAAAAGCAGCAAUGAUCGAGGGUCCACGCGAAAAACUCAUGUACGUUGUCGGCAUUCAUACAGAUCCAAAUAAAUCGGAUGUUUUAUGCACUGUUGAUGUGGAUCCAGCAAGUCCUGAUUACUGUAAGAUCAUUCAUAAACUGCGUAUGUCUUACGUCGGCGACGAGUUGCACCAUUCUGGUUGGAAUAUUUGUAGCAGCUGUCAUGAUAAACCACGAAAGCGAGACACCUUGGUACUCCCAUGCCUGAUGUCCGACCGUGUUUAUUUUAUUGACACGACCAAUGAACGGAUGCCAUCUAUCAAAAAGGUAUUAGAGCCAACGGAGGUACAUCAACAUGGAGUAUCGACUUUGCACACCAGCCAUUGCGCGCCAACCGGAGAAAUUAUGAUUUCUACUUUGGGCAAGUUGAAUGGCGACGGGCAAGGUGAAUUUCUCUGUAUCGACUCCGAAACAUGCGAGAUAAAAGGUACGUGGACGAAAGGCGAGAAAAAAGCAAGCUUUGGUUACGAUUUCUGGUAUCAACCAUACCACAACGUACUCAUCGCGACUGAAUGGGGGGCACCUAGAGUUUUUAAAAAUGGCUUCAAGCCAGGUGUCGCCUCUGAUCCUGCGGCCUACGGCAGAAGUUUGAAUUUCUAUUCGUGGAGGGAACGAAAGUUGACACAAACGAUAAACUUGGGCCAUGAAGGGAUCGCUCCACUCGAAGUAAGAUUCCUUCACGAUCCAAAAGCCAGGGAAGGAUUUGUUGGAUGCGCGUGCAACUCGAUCGUGUACAGAUUUUACAAAACAGAGAGGGCUGAAUGGCGCGCUGAAAAGGUUAUCGAAGUUCUUCCUAAGCAAGUCGAAGGGUGGAUGUUAUCGUCAAUGUCAGGAAUGAUAACCGACAUUUUAAUCAGCCUUGAUGAUAAGUAUUUAUAUAUGUCCAACUGGUUUCACGGAGACGUUAGACAAUAUGAUAUUUCCGAUACGAAGAACCCGAAAUUAACGGGUCAAAUCUUUCUCGGCGGUUUGAUCGUAAACGACUCGAAGGUUCGAGUUAUUCGGGACGAGGAACUGGACUCACAACCGAAUCCUGUUUACGUUAAAGGUCGUCGACUCUACGGUUCCCCGCAGAUGCUUCAACUGAGCCUCGAUGGAAUGCGUUUAUACGUGACCACUUCCAUUUUCAAACCGUGGGAUCGACAAUUCUACCCCGAUCUUAUCAAGAAUGGUUCGACCAUGGUCAAGCUGGACGUAGACGUACAAAAUGGCGGUUUAAAACUUGACGAUGAGUUUUUGGUAGACUUUGGUGCAGAUAAAGACGACAUAAUACUUGCACACGAAAUGCGAUAUCCGGGCGGUGAUUGUACAUCCGAUAUAUGGCUACCGGAGGACUAAUACCCUUUGUCUUUUACAAAAUGUAAUUGAUUACGUACCUCUUAUUUCAGGUAAAUAUUUUUCUACUUGACGUUCGUAAACAUUCUGUAUUUUUGUACGCAACGCUGCAAUAAAGAUAAUUACUUUUGUUAUUUGUUAUCGACACAUCCUAUACUAUUGGCGUUCGUCAACAGGAGUUCUUAACUUAGAGAAAUAAUUUUACAUAUCA